Messenger RNA from Xyrauchen texanus (razorback sucker), 5633 nucleotides. Its product is annotated as septin-4-like. Lineage: Eukaryota; Metazoa; Chordata; Actinopteri; Cypriniformes; Catostomidae. The record is from RefSeq and is a predicted model, not a curated record. The transcript has 11 exons. Bases 2044 to 3219 code for a protein of 391 amino acids. Gene Ontology annotation, cellular component: microtubule cytoskeleton; septin ring; synaptic vesicle. Gene Ontology annotation, molecular function: molecular adaptor activity; GTPase activity; GTP binding. Gene Ontology annotation, biological process: regulation of exocytosis; cytoskeleton-dependent cytokinesis.
CAUGUUACCACUAGUCUCCCGUGGGGUGACGAAGGGGUCGAGGAAUCCCAAGAUCUGAGAGUACUUCCACCUCUUCCCAGACCCUGCUGCUGACCCACUCCUCUUGUCCAUCUCCUUCCUCUUCUCCUUCAGAUGUCCCUGAGGCUCUUCCACUUUUUUCUGCAAAAGUCCCCUGAAUAAACAAUAUCUUGUAAGCAAAAAAUGUAGCUGAAUAUAAGCGGGAAAAUAAUUGUAAAAUAGCGCAAGGCAGCUUGCUAGCUGGUUAGCAGGUCAAUAACGUGACUCAAAAGUAGCAGGAAAAUAGUUAAAAAUAGCUAGCUGCUUAGCAGGGCAAUAACGUGACACAAAAGUGAAAUGUGUAAUUAUAUAUAUAUAUGCGCGUGUAAAAAAUAUACCCAUAAAUAUUUUGUUCAAGAAAUUACAGUGACUGUAGCAUUUCUAUCGUAAAGAAGUGGACAAAUAUUAAAGAUUAAUUUGUAUUUACAACUUACCAGGUUGCCCAAUCUCCUCACUGACCCUCUUCCAAGCGAGGUCCUUUUUGUUCCUGUCUCUGUAAAAAUAUGAACUGGAAUCGUACAAUUCCGGGUGACUGCUAACAGCAACAAUUAAUUUUUCCUCCAUAGCUGUCAGUGAUUUUGGAAUGAAAGAUUCCGAGCGGGAGCGGGAGUUUACCUCACUUUACCUCCUGAGUGACAGCAGGCAGCUAGGCUCCUGAUUGGUUAACGCGGCGCGAAUUGACGCCAAAGUUCAGAUUUUUCAACUCGGGCGGCAGACGCGAAUUCGCGUCAAACGCGUGAAUGCACCAUUCGCGCAUAACGCGCGUAACGCGCCAGACGCUCAAUUCGCGCAAUUCGCGCGAACUUGACGCGCGAAUGAGGCGUAUUCGCGUCUACCGCGCCGCGCUCUACGCCUCAUUCGCGCCGCAGGAAUUUUUUACGCGCGUAACGCGUCUUUGCAUUGACUUAACAUUGAAAUCACUCGCGCCUGACGCGCUAUUCGCGUCCGGUGUGAACGCAGCAUUAGGAUACUGCCACACUGAAUGCCCUUUCAUAUGGAACGUUUUUUUUUUGUUGUUGCUUUAAAUGAUUGCUUAAAAGCAGUGUUCCUUUCAUCUAAUCUGAUAUAGUUUGUGCUCUUAACUGUCCAGUGGUACAAUUCAAUUUGACUUUAAGUACAGAAAACAGUCAGAAAAGCAAUUGAGUAUUACAGAAAUCAAUUCAUUAAUAAACUUUACAGAAGAACAGCAUGCAGGAUUCAUACUUGGAUUGAUGGAUAAUUCAAAAUGCUUUACAUCACUUUGACAGUAAGGGUUUUUCCUUCAUUGAACAUUUGAUGGCAGCUGCCAAAGCUAAAUUUCGGGUCGCCGAAGCAAAUGUAAUGAUAUUCAUUUCAAGUUUACCACUUUUAUAAGUGCAAAAUAUGCUUCUCAUUUGAAAUGCAUGAGUGAAGCCUUGUUUCACUUGAGUGUCACUCGAGCCACAUAGACCCCUUUUACACCUGGUAUUGAGAUGCUUUUUGGGUGAUACAAUCACUUGUGGUCAGAAAUAAAUACAGGUCUAAAAGGUUUUGUGGUCACAUCUUAAAAACCACAUCCAAAUCUGGUCAAAAACAACUUGUUUUCUAUUUUGGCAGAAAAUUAUUUUACCACCGUAAACUUUUGUUAGUGCUUGCACAAUUUUGUACCUAACCACUAAAUAUUUUUAUUCUGUUUUUAUUUAUUUAUUUUUUUUAUACAUACUCCCCCCUAUUAUUAAAUCACUUCUUUUGCCCCUGUCUGAAUGUUCUGCCCUGACCCCUACAAAAAUAAUGGUCCCUCCUGACCCCUCAUAACCCCAGCACUUCCCUAAGGAAGACUCUGAGGACUCAGAGCUGGAGAACAUCUUGGGACAUCACCCACCCAGGAAGGGCCACCCAUUUGCCCACCAUAAGGGCGAUAGUGAGGGUGACGGGCAUAGUAGGCCUCACACCCCCAGAACACCAACCUACCUGAGGGCUGUCACGGUGCCCAGGGGUCCAGGAGAGUUAGAGCAUGAGUCCAUACACAUGGCUCAGCAGGGUCAUCUGCCAUCUCCCAUCAGCCCCUCCAGACCUAAAAGCCCCUGGGGUCGAUACAACCUGUACGACUCUACUGAGGAUCAAGAUAAGGAGUAUGUGGGAUUUGCCACUUUGCCAAAUCAGGUUCACCGCAAAACUGUGAAGAAGGGCUUUGACUUCACUGUAAUGGUGGCAGGAGAGUCUGGUUUAGGAAAAUCCACCCUGGUCAACAGUCUGUUCCUCACAGAUCUCUACAAAGAGAGAAAACUGCUCAACGCUGAGGAGAGGAUCACUCAGACGGUGGAGAUCACUAAACACACAGUGGACAUUGAAGAGAAGGGUGUCAAACUCAAACUCACUAUCGUGGACACACCAGGAUUUGGAGAUGCAGUCAAUAACACUGAAUGCUGGAAGCCAGUGGCAGAUUACAUUGAUCAGCAGUUUGAGCAAUACUUCAGAGAUGAGAGUGGACUGAACCGCAAGAACAUUCAGGAUAAUCGCGUGCACUGCUGCCUUUACUUUAUUUCACCCUUCGGUCACGGUUUGAGGCCUCUGGAUGUGGAGUUCAUGAAAGCUCUCCAUGAGAAGGUCAACAUUGUUCCUGUUCUAGCUAAAGCGGACACACUUACCCCGACUGAAGUCAAGAAGAAGAAGAUCAAGAUUCGAGAGGAGAUCGAGCAGUUCGGGAUCAAGAUCUAUCAGUAUCCAGACUGUGAUUCGGACGAAGACGAGGACUUUCUACAACAAGACCAGGAGCUCAAGGACAGUAUUCCCUUCGUUGUGAUUGGCAGUAACAUAGUAGUGGAGGCGAAAGGCAAGAGGGUUCGAGGCCGCCUGUACCCCUGGGGAAUUGUAGAAGUGGAGAAUCCAGCAUACUGUGACUUUGUGAAGUUGAGGAACAUGCUGGUACGAACACACAUGCAGGAUCUGAAGGAAGUGACGCGGGAAAUUCACUAUGAGAACUACAGAGCGCACUGCAUUCAGAGUAUGACACGUAUGGUGGUGAAAGAACGAAACCGCACCAAACUGACCCGGGAGAGCAUCACAGACUUCCCAAUGGUGACCAGUGCCACGGACAACGAGACGGAGAAGCUGAUCCGCGAGAAAGACGAGGAGUUGCGACGGAUGCAGGAGAUGCUGCAGAAGAUUCAAGAACAGAUGCAAACGCAGAAAGAGGCAUAUUAACUAUGUGUCAUUGUGAUCUUAAGCACCGCCCCUGACCACACCCACCAGAGUCACCCCUCCCCCUCCAGCAGCUUUGCAGUGAUGUCUGUUUAAAGAUUUCGGCAUUCCGAAGCCAGCAGAACUGGACCGCAUUGCACACGACGACGGUGUCUGCGAAGACGCUGUAUUUGUGCGAUCAACAAAAACAAGCCACGAUUUGACCAUUCCAGAAACCGAUAGUAAAUAAUCUACACUGGUGAAUUUCAUGAGAACAUGGCGGAUCACAAAUCUCCCAGAAAAUCUAAAGAAAAUAUCGUUGAAUUUCACGACCAUUAAGAUUUUUUGCCAUGUGACAUUAUUUUCUGAACAAUUUAUCACUUUUUUUUAAUUUCUUUUUUUAUUCCCAAACAUGAAUGAGAAUUAAAAAAAAAAUUGAUAUUAUAGUUUGGGAAUAACUGUAUUUAAAAAAACAAGAAUAUUUAUAACUUGUUUUCUGUCCUGCCUUUAAUUUAUGCAGACAUUUAUAAUGUCAUGAUACUCUAGUAUCCAUAACCACAAAAUCAUGAUUUCUAGUCCUUUAUUAUUGUUAUGUUUUACUACAAAUACCAUAGUUUAACUUUCUGCAAGGAAACAUAAAGCUUGUUGUGAGGGAAAAUAAGUUCCUGUAAUGAUUACUGUAACAUUUAUCAUUCUGUUUUUUUAUAGAUUUUCAUUAUAAAUAUCUGCAUAAGUUCAAGGCUGUACAACAACUUAUUCCUUGCUGAAUUUAAAUAAUAUAUCACAAUAUCUUUCCUUUUUUUGCAUUAAAGUAAUAAGAUUGUGAUUUUAUUUUUUGUACAUAUUACAGUAAUGGGAAUUUUGUGGGUGAAAAAUGAUCUGGACACAUUAACGGGUUCCAUAAGUAUUCUUAGUAUUCUGUGGUGAAGUGGGUUCCACCGCAUGCUAAUUGUUAGCUAGCAAGCAAAAAAAAUAAAAUUGUCAUUUGUUACCUUUUGAGGAGAAAAAAAAUUCUUAGAUAAACUUUUUUUUUUUUUUUAGAGAGAGAGAGAGAAUUGUAUUUAUUCAUUCAUUUUUUAAUUAUUUUUUUUUUGAGAGAGAAUUUUAUUUGUAAUUUUUUUUAAAAAGAUGUUUUAGUUAAUUAAAAAAACAUUUGAGAGAGAAAAAAAUAUUAUAAUUUUUUUGUUGUUGAUUUUCUUUUCUUUUCUUUUCGUUUUUUUUUUUUUUUUUUUUUUUGAGAAAGAGAAAAUAAAUAUUUGUAUGACUCAGGAAGGCACUAAGACACCUAGUGAAUUGUUUUUUUUCCACAGUGCGUUUCAGGGCUUCCGUAUGAGAGCAUUCUUAUACAGAAUAGUUAUAUAUCCUAAAUGAAUGAUAGAAUAAAGGCUUUUAUUCUGUGAAGGAUGUUCUGGUUCAGGGGCCGGUAAAGACAGAAGCCUUUUAACCACUUUGCUUGUUGUCCAUUAUGUGUUUGUACUUCCAAGAUUGUUUUAUAAUGGCUCAAUAUCAUAGGAUAGACGCAGGGAAAUAGUAAAAAAAUUCUCCAAUGUAUACGUUUAUUUGUACAAUGUUCGUUAACUGCAUCUGAUGUAUUUUGGUUUUGUUUAUUCAACACCGCAAAGUUGCAUCUAAUGGCACAAUUCCUUUAUUUUCUUAUUGGAAAUAUAAAGUGAUAUUUUUGGAGAAAAGCUGUUUCAGGCCUUGAAGUUGAACUGAUUCCACAAGUGCAUGUUUAAUGAAGAGAAUGAAAGAAGGACAUUUGUGAUAUGAAUAUACAGAUGUUCUGUUAUUGUGACUGGGAUGUUCAUAGUAAAGUUCUACACUUAUAGACAUGGAGUACGUCUACUGGGAUAGAUUUUCUUUGGUAUUUUCAUCUAUUUUCUUUGGUAAUGUUGGUGAAAAGAUGUGUUAUUUAAGUCGUUGCGAUCGCUGUUUUCGGUAAAAGAGCUCAAUGAUGAACACUUUUACUAUAGAUGCUUAUUUUCUAUUGUUACACUUUCUUUCAUUUUUGACAUAAAAGGAUAUUUAACAAAUGUUAAAUUGAUUGAUUGUUGGGUUAUGAUGUCUUAAGUCCUGGAUAAUAUUUCUAUUCAUGGCCUUUUCAAACUGUUGUAGAAAUCUAAUAGAAGUAUAGUACAGUUUGUUUCAGGUACACCGUUAAAGACAUCGAAACACUCGACUUGUUGCUUUUUUAAAUAUUUUCAUCUUAUUUUUCUUUUUAUAUUUUCUGUUUAUUUUGGUCUAGAAUGAGCAGCUCAAUUUUCGUUAUGACUGAUUCUGUUAUUCUAAUAAUUGAAUUGCUUCUCUUUGUACAAACUUCACUGCUCUCUUUGAUUUUGUAUUGGACUGAGGACGUUUUUCCAAUGGCUUCCAUAAAUGCAUUAAAAAUAUUGUUUAAAGGAUGAACUGAAUAUGUGAAGUUAUCUAUCACUUUUAAA